Messenger RNA from Oikopleura dioica, 1938 nucleotides. Lineage: Eukaryota; Metazoa; Chordata; Appendicularia; Copelata; Oikopleuridae. The record is from the annotation of a GenBank genome assembly.
AUGAGAAUUGUUCUUUUUCUUCUCAGUUUUUCCAUCGCCUCGCAUUUCCGAGCUGCUAGUCUCCAGUAUCGAAAAUCAAGCGAUCCCGGAAGAAUGGAAGUCACUCGAUACAUGGGCUGGAGACGAGGAUCGGCGGGCUACAGGGAAGAAUGGAUCGACGGAUGCACGCAAGCUCAUAUUGAUAAUCAAACUGUUUCUGACAUGGGCAUUGAAUACAUGUUCAUGUACAAUAUCGGAAACGGUACACGUAACUUGCAAAAAGUUCCUGCUUUGUACAUUGUGACGAACAUUGAAGACUCUCCACUCGUCGACGAGGACUCUCAUUUUUGCUUCGGAAGUUAUACUUUCGAGAUUGAUGUCAGCAACAUUGGUUACUUCAGCCAUAUGUUUAGCGGUUGUUGCACUAUUGAGCUGUCAAACGACACCGAAAGUAUAAGCACUGGCAAUUAUGCAUACACAGCGAAAGUCCUUGAUGUCAACAACAGCUCGCCUCAGUUCAUCUCUCCACCAAUCUGGUACAUUCUUGAUGGCUGCGAGGGACAAGCCUAUCACGUAAACCCAGUGGAUUCUGAAGGAGAUACUAUCAGAUGUCGAUGGUCGACAUCGUCAGAAUCUCGCCAUAUGGCUUGGAACAGCGGUUUUCAGCAGUUUGUUCUCGACGAAGAAUACUGCAUUGUGACCUAUCGACCUGAAUUUGAUUUGCUUGGAGAAGGAUCAAAACCUGUCGCUAUUCAAGUUGAAGAUUUCGACGCGAAUGGAACGCUUCUGCACUCCGUUCCGUUGGCUUUCGUUUGCGUUGUUUUUACACCAGAAUUCAAUUCAUCUAGAAUUUCCUCCAAAAUAAUCGACUUUACGCCGGCUUGCUUGAAGAAACAGACAAUAACGACGAUUAUUUUGAUGAUGGUCCCAGGCGACUUUUACCAGAUCAAUUCAGUCCGGCAGUUCGACACGUCCGAUCUACAGGAGAGCCAAAUCACUGCCUUGGGAGAAGAGCGAGUGUGGGUUUGGACUUCCGGUCUGAACAUAACGAUUGAAUGGAAGGCCUCGUACACUCUUGGCAAUGAUACCUUCACCGAUAUUUCUCGCAAUCAGUUCAGUUCUCCUCAUGGAAUGACCUGCACGGCUUUCGACAGCGAUGGCGAAGCAACUUGCUCGUGGACGCCAACAGCUGAUCAAGCAAGACAAGGAGAGCAUCCGCAUUGCGCCGUUGUCUACGAUCCAUACGGUCGAGCUUCCGAACGAAGAUGUACUACUCUCCGAGUCUACCCACCAUGUGAUGUUGGAACCGAAAGAGUUGGCUCCGCCUGCCUCGCAGUCUGCAACAGCGGCUAUCAACGUGACGAUAACGGUGACUGUAUAAAAAUUUGCAGUAACAACAUAGGAUCAUUCACGUGUUUGUGCACAAGUGGAUAUGAACGGAUCGAAUCCGGAGUCUGCAUUGACAUCGACGAGUGUGGCCGAGGUACUGACACGUGCGCUCCUACCAUUGAAAACUGUGUUAACACUUUCGGAUCUUUCCAUUGCCCUUGCUCUUCUGGAUAUGAACGCGAUGCAGAUGGAGACUGCGUCAACAUUGAUGAGUGUUCCAAAGGAACUGAUACCUGUAAUGAUUUCACUGAGGAUUGCGAGGACGUCCCGGGGUCAUUUACAUGCGCCUGUGCUUCUGGGUACUCCGCCGAUGCAACAGGAACUUGCGUUGAUGACGAUGAAUGCGCUGCUGGAACUCAUACUUGCACUGCUACCACCGAAACCUGCGUCAACACUCUCGGAUCGUUCGAUUGCCCUUGCUCUUCUGGAUAUGAGCGUGACGAUGAUGGACUUUGCAAGAAGCGUCUCUUACUUUGUCUCCACAAUCAAGAACGUUCCGAAAAGGCGAUGUUACCGUUAUUUUACCGCUAUUUACUUUGUAAAAAGUUCACUUGGCGCAAAAAGAAAUAA